CGCAUGCGUCAACCGGAUGUGUACGGAAGAGCUGCAGCAGCAUGUUGAACGGUGCGAACUGAAAUGUUCAAACACGUUUUUCUGACAGGACAUCCAGGUGUGGGGAAAACCACUCUGGUCCAGAAAGCCUGUGAGGCUUUAGUGUCAUCAGGAGUGGGAGUUGAAGGGUUUUACACAGAGGAGGUCAGGCAGGGAGGCCGGAGAGUCGGCUUUGAUGUAGUCACAGUGACAGGAGAGAGGGGCCACCUGUCCAGAAUCAGAGAUGUUUCCGGUUCAUCUCAUGGCAGACGGGAAUACGCAGUCGGGCAGUAUGUGGUUGACUUGACUUCAUUUGAAAAUCUGGCUCUCCCCCUCUUCAAAAAUGUAGGGGCAGCAGAUGGGGGCAGCAGGAAGGUGUUUGUCAUCGACGAGAUCGGCAAAAUGGAGCUCUUCAGCCAGUCGUUCAUCAGAGCAGUGAGACAGACUUUAGGAAGCUCCUCCUUCACCGUCCUGGGCACCAUCCCCAUCCCCAAGGGUAAACCACUGGGCCUGGUAGAGGAGGUGCGGAGCAGGGGAGAUGUCAAGGUCUUCACUGUGACAAAGGAAAACAGGAAUGCCAUUCUACAAGACAUUGUAUCAACAUUACAAAAUUGUUUAAAACAUACAGCCUAAUAUGGACAUGUAGAGCCACUACAAGAGAAAGACACUGCAUUUUUUUUUUGCUGACAAGUUUUAUUUGUGUCUGUGCGUGUUCUGAGUGUUCAGUGAAUCUACACACGCUUUAUAACAGGGUUUUGACCUAACCUGAGGGGCAAACUGAGCUUCUAGGAGAGUUACUGUGUCACAUGCAUGUAUUUAUGUACACAAUCCAUUUUUUUCCGUCUCAUACAGCCUCAAAAUGGAUUGCAUGCUGAAUAAUUGAUUGCGAGAUGGAACACAGCGGGGGAAUUGUUCAGUUAGUGGGUAAAUAUCCUGAGCUCUCAGAGUCAAAGACUGCUAGUCAUGAAAACCGCUCUGUUUUAUUUUUUAUUUGGCUGUUGGCCUUAUCGAGACUCCAGCACACAUUUCUCAUUUAUCAGUGUGUAAUAUUAAUUUGCUCUGGAGGAAAAUUGUUUUUUUUUUUGUUUGUUUUUUAUAAAGGGUCAAACAAAGCCUGUUUAUUCAUUUAGCUCUUUGCGAUGUGACCCCCCCUUGUGUUUGUCUAGUCAACCUGAGGAUGUGCUCACUGAAAAUCAAUCCAUAUUUAACAGUGCAACAAUGUCCAACGCUUUCAUGGUUUAUUCAUACUCUAGCAUGAAGAGAAACAUGAAAAAUAAACAGAUAUUGUCUUUUA
Molecule: messenger RNA, 1312 nt
Organism: Centropristis striata (black sea bass)
Lineage: Eukaryota; Metazoa; Chordata; Actinopteri; Perciformes; Serranidae
Gene: ntpcr
Product: nucleoside-triphosphatase, cancer-related
Exons: 5
Coding region: 64-651 (195 amino acids)
Molecular function (GO): ATP hydrolysis activity
Source: RefSeq, a predicted model, not a curated record